CACUCCCGGAGUUCGUCGUAUACCCCGUAAUCGUGCUGGAUCUCCACGCGCCCUCCAAUCAUGGCUUCGAUAUACCCUCCCAGCCAAGAUCUCCAAUCUAUCGCGGCCCUCUUCCCGCACGUCGACCUCGACCUCAUUGCCGCCAUCGUCCGCCACGAGCUGCCCGGGGCCGAGAUCUACAAGCUCGACUCGCGGCGCAUCCUCGAGUCGACAUGGAACAUCGUCGAGGUCUCGAUGGAAGACUCCACCGUGUCCCUCCGCGCCACGCCCUUCGCGAUCGAGACCUACCCCACGCUUGACUCGCUCCUCGUCCCCCUGAACGCCUACUUCUCGGUGCUCUGCGUGGAGGGGCUCUCGCACGGGCAGUCCGCGCUGCUCCCCUGCCACUUCUUCCGCUACAGCAGCCACCUCGUGAAGAUCGCGGCGCAGUACGAGUGGAAGGCCGUGCUCGCCUACCACCUCGCGUCGUUCGCGCGGCGCUCGAAGGAGAUGCGAAAGGGCGACUAUGCGGGCUGGGGGCGCGUCGACAUGGACCUGAUGGAGGAGUUCCUCGUCCCGAACCAGAAAAAGCGGCUUUAUGGUACUGUGUUCUCUAGCAGUAGUGUGCACCAGUCGUGGGAGCUAAUAUACCCGUGAUAUACUUUACAAGAUACGAGGCGGAAGCAAAAGUAACUGUAGACGACAGGAGCGGGGACGCUGUGUACGAUUGUACUAGUGCCUUGGAUAGCCGAUCGAAACGUUGUACCAAUACACGUCUUGCAUAUUCUACAUGGUCAGUGAGACAUGCGCCAAGUCCGAUGUCGGUGAGUAGAUCCGUUCACUGCGAUUGACUCUCUUCGACCUUGUUGCCUGCUCGCGGAGGAGUCCCCUGCUGUUUCUCCAUCGAGUUUGCAUCCUCUAGCAACCUUACGGCCAGCCGCCGCGUCCUCUCGAUGCCGCGACCGUCGUCUGGACGCGGUACCCAACCCUGCCGCAACUCCACUUCUUGGACAAAUGCUGCGGCAUCUGCCAGGGAGUGCCCGAUCCCCUUCAACUCCUCAGCGAGCCGCGUCCUGCGGGUCAUGUUCUCGUUCAGCAGCACCCCCACACUCUUGCGCAUAUCGUCCUCCCAGGCUCUCCUUAUCCCAUGCCGCUCUUGCGCUCCCCUCUCCGCCUGCUGCAGCAUCUUGCCAAUCUUUGUGCCCUCGCGCUCGACUGUGGCGUCGAUAUGCCGCCGCACUCCUUCAAGCCCGCUAUCGAUGUCCCACUUGACGCGUUGCAGCUCCUUAGUGAGCUUCGUGUUCGCCGUCCGCAGGGCUGUGAGCUGGGUGCGGAGACCUGCGAGGCGCCGUCGCACUAGGACGUACGGCACGAUCGCGAGCGGCGACACCACGGCCGCGAACACCACAAUGGUGCGCACCGGGUCGCGCGCUGACUUGGUGUUGGAGGAUUUGGAGGUCAGCGGGAACAUCGUGGUCUGCGGCCGGUCCUCGCGAAGGGGGUCUGUAGACUGUAUAGUCCCAGGGUCGAGGGGCUCGGGCACACGCGAAGAACUCAUGGAAGACACGCAAGCCUCUUGAUCGCCG
Molecule: messenger RNA, 1565 nt
Organism: Trametes versicolor FP-101664 SS1
Lineage: Eukaryota; Fungi; Basidiomycota; Agaricomycetes; Polyporales; Polyporaceae
Exons: 4
Coding region: 61-636 (191 amino acids)
Source: RefSeq, a predicted model, not a curated record